This is a messenger RNA of Cololabis saira (Pacific saury), 1637 nucleotides long. RefSeq names its product leucine rich repeat containing 42 (gene lrrc42). The record is from RefSeq and is a predicted model, not a curated record. The transcript is spliced from 7 exons. Bases 246 to 1469 code for a protein of 407 amino acids. Lineage: Eukaryota; Metazoa; Chordata; Actinopteri; Beloniformes; Belonidae. Gene Ontology annotation, molecular function: protein binding.
CUGUGAGGGCAACCCUUGUUUUAUACAGUCUAUGGGGCAACCUAAAGUAACUCAGUGCACUGAUGAACAAAUAUACAUGGGAAGUAUAAAACGAGCUGUAAAGCGUAGAAUAAGACGAGAAAAUGCUUUAAAUUCUGUAAUUCUUUAGGCUUUAGCUAAGCUAAUUAGCCUCAUUGAUCUUGUGGGCUGCUCUGACAUUUUGUCAUGCUUCAUGUUGGCUGACUGGAGUUUUUCCACCUUUUGAAAUGGACAACGGCCCCAUUUAUGUCAGAGAAAAGGGCAACCUUCGUCGUGUCCGUGACAUAGUCCUGGCUCAACCGAAACCAGCAUCAUCCUGCAGGAGGACUGAUCCGUUUGUGCUGAAAAAGGAGCAUUUUAUAUUCACCUACAAUGAGGAGGGGAAUCUCAGAUACACCACAAAGUCCCUGUUCGACAUCUCUUUGUUGUUCGUAGUUGACAACAUCCACCAUGUGGACUCUUUGGUGGGCUUUCCCGAGCAAAUAGGGGACAGACUUUUUGUAGCAGCUGAAGAGAAUCGCGUGUUUUUAAACCCAGACGUUUCUGCAAAGGCACUGAGGUUAUUCAGUGAUGCCUAUGGGCCAAUGGUGCUGGGAUCCCUCUGCAUGAGAAACAGGUUUCCACUACUACAUGAGCGGAUGGAUGAGAUAAAAACAUUUCACAGUUUAAAGUCUCUGGAUUUAUUUGGCUGCAAACUGGGUGAUGAUCAUGAACUAUUCCAGCAUUUAACAUCUGCUUCCCUGGCAAAAAGCUUGAUUCAGCUUUCCAUUGGCGGUAACGGCUUGUCAGACGUUGGCCUGCAAAGACUGACUGCACCUAUCCGGGUGAUGCGGAAGGGACUGGACUGUCUCCAGCUCCUGGAUCUUUCCCGCAAUCCAAUCUCCGAAAGGGCUCUCAGAUACCUCACAUGCCUCCCAAAGCUUGUGAAGCUGGAUAUGUCCGGGACCAAUAUGAAGCUCGGUACAGGAUUGAAGACGAGCAUGUGGAAGCUGCUGGGCCUAAUUCAUUCGGAGAAACCACUGAACACCUUUGACCACUCGAGAUGUAAAACCGAAGGUUGGGCAGAGCAGGUUGUAAGUCAGUGGGAAACAAGUGCCUCCCAAGUGCCAAAACAGAAGAAAAUUGAAGAAUCAAGGAUGUCAGCUCUUCGCUUUUUUGGGAGGCAGAAGUUUGUCAGAGAUGUACUGAAUGGAGCAUCCCUGAUUGACAAGAGUGCGGAGGAGGCCGGCAGGGAGAGGCUGCAUUUCUACAGACCCACAACAGUGAAUCACAUUAAAGAGAACCCCGUCCCCCCCACCAAAACCCCUCAAGCGAAGUCUCCCUGCUGUCACAGCCAGAAAAGGAGGCAGGAGUCAGAAAAGUGUGACGCCUCACAUCAAAGCCCUCCACCAAAACGUUUGCCACCGCCGGCUCUUACUGCAGAGGAUAUGGACCUGUUGAACAGCUACUGAGAGAAGGAUGCACCCCAGCAGCAUUCCAUACACACAAAGCACAAGAGCGGCAGUCAAAAAGGUGGAAUUCAGCCUCGCAAAAAUAAGAACUGCCUGCAGAUGACUUACACUGGUGAACUGUCAAAAUACAUUGAGUAUUUUCUUUUAAGAAGUAAAUAAAUAAAUAAA